AUGCCCUCGUCGGUGGCAAGGAUUCACAAGCGCCAUUCGUAUGCCAAAGACGCUCACACCUACUACCCGGUUCUCGUGAUUGGCGCAGGGGUGUCUGGCAUUGCUACAGGAUGUCGACUCAAGGAAGCUCUGGGCUUUGAUCAAUUCAGAAUCUUUGAGAGGCAAUCGGGUAUUGGAGGUACUUGGUGGAUCAACCGCUACCCAGGAGCCGCAUGCGAUGUGCCCGCGCUGUUGUACUCUUUCUCAUUUGCUCCAAAGAAAGACUGGACUACCCUACAUCCCCCCGGACCGGAGAUUGUUCAGUACCUGACUGAUGUCUGCGAGAAGUACGAGAUAGUCGACAAGAUUCAACUCAACACAGCUGUCAAAGAACUGCGAUGGUUAGAGGAUGCGGAAGAGUGGCAAGUCACGUUAUUGCAUCUUGUUCCUAGUACCGGGGACUUAUCCGAAGGGGAAAGAAAUGCGCGAAUAUCCAAAGAAGGCGAGCGCAGUGUCUACGUCAAAACAGAGAUUGUGCGAGCAAAGAUCGUUGUCAGCGGUGUGGGUGUGCUUGUUGAGCCUAAAAAAUGGCCUGCACAUGUACCCGGGAUUGAGACGUUCGAAGGCGAGGUUGUUCAUACAGCUCGAUGGAAGAGCGACAUUGAUCUGUCAGGGAAACACGUCGUCAUCAUUGGCUCUGGCUGCAGUGCAGCCCAGGUAGUCCCUGAGCUGACGAAACCAGAGUCCAAGGUCAAGUCAAUCACGCAGCUCAUGAGGUCGCCUCCCUGGUUCAUGCCCGAUUUCCUGACGCCGACGUCGCUCAAGAAAUGGGAAAAAUACACGCCGCGAUUGUUCAGAAACGUCCCUGGUCUUGCUUUCGGUGCAAGGGCUUUGCUGUUCUUCUUCUUGGAGUGGGAAUUUAUCAAAAUCUUCAGGAACAAUGAGUAUUCCCGUCGGAAUCGUUCCAGAUUAGAGAGCAAACUCCUAGAGCACAUGCGAGCGACUGCUCCAGAGAAAUAUCACGACAUACUCACUCCCAACUACAGCCUGGGCUGUAAGCGACGAAUUGUGGAGGCCAACUACUAUGCCAGCAUUCAUGCGCCCAAUUUUGAGCUGACGACGAAGCCCUUGGUAGGCGUCCAAGCCAGAAGCGUGACAUUAGGCCCUGGUCGACAUUAUCCGCCGGAAAGUACGGAGUCAACAGAUGGAGUGAGACAGAUACCGGCGGAUGUCAUUAUUCUGGCCAACGGAUACGAGACCAAUAAAUUUCUUCAUCCUCUCCCGGUUUUCGGUCGGCGCGGCAGAAGCCUUGAUGAGAUUUGGGAGGAGCGUGGAGGAGCACAAGCUUACCUGGGCAUUGCCAUGGACCAUAUGCCGAAUCUCUUCCUUUCGUUUGGCCCGAACACAGCGACCGGCCAUACCAGCGUCAUUUUCGCGGUCGAGAAUGCCAUCAAUUACUCUCUGAACUUCAUCAGACCCAUUCUUGAGGGACGCGUCAGUUGUUUCGAGGUGAAAGAGAAUGCUGAGCGCGACUGGACGGACAAGGUACAGAGAAGUCUUCAAGGCACCGUCUUUCGACGGGGAGCUUGCACAAGCUGGUACCAAACCGAUGAUGGUUGGAACUCGUCCACCUAUCCAUUUACUCAGAUUGACUACUAUUUCAGAUGCACAUUUCCUGUGUGGCACCACUGGACAGCCAAGUAUACACGCAAGGGACUCAUGCUUCAGAGGCAGACUCUGGGGAAACGGAAACCCCGCGCGGUUAUUCAGACCCAGCGGGUGCAUGGAAGGAAUCUCUCCGCACUCUUCACUGCUUUAUCCUGCGCACAACAACGCGAUCAGGCCAUACUGACCGCAUCUGACAUGGCUUCCGAGUCGUCCCAGAUUGAUAUUGCUACCCCUCAGGCGGGAAAAGCAGACCAAAAUGCCUCCCCGGCUGAGGACAGCGCAAAGAGAAAAGCGGAACAGAGCAACGGAACUCACACGCGCACAAAGCGGAAUCGCUACAUCUCAAUCGCCUGGGAGUUCCGUUCGAUGACAGACCAGAUCACAACUCUGCAGGAACAGGUGAACAGUCUCUUCAGUAGUCUGAACGAUCUUCGCAGUCAAAGAUCAUCUUUGGCCUCGCCGAAUCUGGAGGACAUCUCUCGGGAUGGCUCACAGCCGGUCUUUACGCCGAUGCACCCGGCUACCGUCAGACCUCGCGUAAGACAUCUACGGUUUCAUGGCCCCACUAGCUCCGCCUUCAAUUUCGAUGUCGCCAGAUCCAGUCUUCAGAACAUGGGCAUUGCACCCGCCGAAGAAGUCAUGAAUGACGAUCUGACAACGGCCCAAGUCACGCCGGCCGCAUCGCCGCCCGCUCAGCAGGCUGUAUUCACACAGCCCAUACAUCCGACCAAAGAUCCGAUAUGGGCAAUCAAACGGGAAGAGGCUCUACGAUUAUGUCAUGUUUAUGAGGAAGAAGUCGGUAUUAUGUAUCCGCUUGUGGAUAUUGAGAAGGUGAUCAAUCAAGUCAACCUCCUCUAUACUUUCAUGGAGGCUGCAAUGCGAACUGGCUUCGCGCAGCGAGCAUUCCCGGGCUCAGAUUCCCUCCAUGAUGAUAAUACAAUUAUCCUCAAGAUGAUUCUCGCCAUAACGUUGAUUGUGGAGGGGAGCGGGCGAAGUGAUCUGGGCCAACGUCUGUUCUUGAGCGUCAAGCCAGUCAUUGAGGCUAAGCUUUGGGGACCGAUCGACAUCAAGACCAUCCAGCUCUUUGGCAUGGUGGCAACUUACCAUUUUCACACGGAUGACGAUGCGAUGGCCUACCGAGUGAUAGGAUUCGCUGCACGUAUGUGCCUUGAACUGGGUCUGCACCGACGGGAGGCGUUGAUGAAAUCCUUUCCAAACGAGGAUCAAUGGGCUGACGUCACCAAGAUCUUCUGGUCGAUCUACAGUUUGGAUAGACGCUGGAGUCUUGGUACUGGGCUACCCUUUGUCAUUCAAGAUGAGGAUGUCGACCCCAACCUCCCCGAGCCUGACGCAUCAUUGCCUUACUUGAGAUACAUACGCAGAGAUGAGAUCGGGUAUCUUGACUACCAAGUUCUCCAGUGGUACAAGCAGGUUCCCGAUGCGUUGAAAUUUUACCCUGGGGACUCUCCGAAGCAUGGCGAGACGGCCAGCCGGGGUUUGCGGCGACUACGGGUGCUGCUGUACUUGCGCAUGAAUCAGCUUCGGAUUCUCAUUUAUCGGCCUGUCCUACAUUCUUCUGCGAGUAUCGCCGAAGACAAAGGUCAUGCUCAAACUGUGGUGGAUGUUGCCAAAGAUACAGUUCGAGUGCUCACACAACUUAACCAUACGUCUGACAUCUAUCGCACUCAACAAAUCACUUUCAACUACUUCCUUGUUGCCGCUCUCGCGGUGCUCUUUCUGGCCGUAUGUCACGCGCCAAACGAAUUCAACCGACAGGUGCGGGACGAGUUCUACAUGGCACUCGAUCUGAUCAACGGAUUUAGUACAAAAUCUUACGUAUCAAAACGGCUCUGGAAGACGAUCAAGGGGCUGAGAAUGAUUGGGGAACGGCUGGGCGUGCUGGCGCGCCCGUUCGGCUCGGACUCGAAUGACCCCCAUUCAACGGCUGCUGUCGCCAUGGCGGGCCUGGCGGGCCAUUCAAUCGAGAACCUGGCCAUCUAUGGACCGAUGAAUGGGGUCAAUGAACUGGGAAACAGUCCUUUGAACGGACUGCAGAUGAGUCAAGAGCUCACCAACCUCUUCGAGGCUGUUGGAGGGUUUAGCAGCUUCGUUGCAUCUGGUACAGCACCCGAAGGUAUAUCCGGGUUUGUGAGUCAUGAUGGCGAGCUUCAAAACACGGGCGAGGGACUUUCAGGCAUUUUCGGCGAUGAUGGAGAGCUCUCCCGGGUCAUCAGGGAGCUCUUUUGA
Molecule: messenger RNA, 3894 nt
Organism: Aspergillus udagawae
Lineage: Eukaryota; Fungi; Ascomycota; Eurotiomycetes; Eurotiales; Aspergillaceae
Product: transcription factor domain-containing protein
Exons: 8
Coding region: 1-3894 (1297 amino acids)
Biological process (GO): DNA-templated transcription
Molecular function (GO): NADP binding; zinc ion binding; N,N-dimethylaniline monooxygenase activity
Source: RefSeq, a predicted model, not a curated record